AUGAAAUCGACGUUAGAAGACAGCCACCCACUGCUCACACAGAUAAUCAAUUGUUCUUCUCUGUUGAGGACGUUCCUCUUUCAGAUAAUACUUGUCUUUUCCCUAACAUUCACUUUUUCUCUUCGUCACAGGGAUUUAACUGAACUCGACUCUUCUUUGCUUAAUCGUGGGUCUUCCUUUCUCUUUGUAAUCCUUUCUCUUUGUAAUCCUUUCUCUUUGUCAUUCAUACAUUCUUUUCUUUCUCUCUUCUUCUUUCUCACCAUUUUCUUUUACUGCUUUUAUUCUUCUUCUUCUUCUUCUUCUUCUUUUCUUCUUUUUUUAACUUCUUUCUUCUUCAGUUCAGUAUCUAUCUAUCUAUCUAUCUAUUUGUCUCAGCCUGUUCAUUAUCUAUCUAUCUAUCUAUCUAUCUAUCUCAGCCUGUUCAUUAUCUAUCUAUCUAUCUAUCUAUCUAUCUAUCUAUCUAUCUAUCUAUCUCAUCCUGUUCAUUAUCUAUCUAUCUAUCUAUCUAUCUAUCUAUCUAUGUCAAUUUCCUUGGGCCUUUAUCUGCUCUACUUCACUUGUUUCGUUAAAUAUAACACGUCUAUUUCAUCGUCAUUAUCCCUCAAUACUUCAAACAUCUAUCUAUCUAUCUAUCUAUCUAUCUAUCUAUCUAUCUAUCAGAUGGAAUAUUGA
Acanthosepion pharaonis is the source of this 672-nucleotide messenger RNA. The record is from the annotation of a GenBank genome assembly. NCBI's taxonomy places the organism in Eukaryota, Metazoa, Mollusca, Cephalopoda, Sepiida, Sepiidae.